This is a messenger RNA of Neofelis nebulosa (Clouded leopard), 910 nucleotides long. RefSeq names its product NKG2-A/NKG2-B type II integral membrane protein-like. Bases 158 to 910 code for a protein of 250 amino acids. The record is from RefSeq and is a predicted model, not a curated record. Lineage: Eukaryota; Metazoa; Chordata; Mammalia; Carnivora; Felidae. Gene Ontology annotation, biological process: positive regulation of natural killer cell mediated cytotoxicity; stimulatory C-type lectin receptor signaling pathway. The transcript is spliced from 7 exons.
UUUAUAUUGUUCAACUGCAAAUGAGGAGCAUCCCUCACCCUGCACCCCACCCGGUGUCACUGUACUAGCAAUGUCGUCAGCACAUGACACACACUCUUGAUCAAGACCUUCAGGGCAGUUUCAUCCACAUUGUAGCUGACACUACUCAGCUGCAGACAUGAACAACCAAGGCGUGACUUAUGCGGAACUCCAUCAUGCUAAGGGCUCAAAAAGACAGCAAGUGCAACCUAAGGGCACGAAGUGUUCCAUUUCAGUAACUGAGGAGGAGAUAGCCUAUGCAGAAUUAAAUCUUCAAAAUGCUUCUCGGGCCCUUCAAGGGAAUGGCAAGAGCUCUCCCUGCAAAGAUUUAUCAUCAUGUCCAGAGAAGCUCAUUGCUGGGAUCCUGGGAAUCAUCUGUCUCGUCUUGAUGUCCACUGUGGUAAUACUAGCUGUUAAUCCCGGUACUGACACACCAGAGCAGAAUAAUUCUUCCCCGGAAACAAGGAUCCAGAAAGCACAUCACUGUGGUCGUUGUCCAGAAGAGUGGGUUACGUAUUGCAACAAUUGCUAUUACAUCAGCACUGAAAAAAAACCGUGGAAUGAGAGUUUGAUGUCCUGUGCUUCUAAAAACUCUAACCUGCUCUCUGUAGAUAAUGAAGAGGAUGUGCUUCUUGAGAGGGAAACUACUCAGAUCAUGCAUUUUAUAGAAUUCUUCUUUUUGAAUAUAGGUGACAAAGUUUUUGUUGCCUGUGGUUUCGGUAUCCAAGAAACCAUCGUCUACACCAAUGUCAAGGCUUCAAGAAUUCCCUUUAGCAUUUCAGUUAGACAUAUCAAAUACUUAAAACUGGUUCUGACACAUGGUGGUCUAGAGACCACCACGAGAGUCAUGGUGCUGCUGUCCUCUGCCAUCCGGGGCAAGCUGAACCAUUGA